Molecule: messenger RNA, 3481 nt
Organism: Myripristis murdjan (pinecone soldierfish)
Lineage: Eukaryota; Metazoa; Chordata; Actinopteri; Holocentriformes; Holocentridae
Gene: nceh1a
Product: neutral cholesterol ester hydrolase 1a
Exons: 5
Coding region: 57-1316 (419 amino acids)
Cellular component (GO): membrane
Molecular function (GO): carboxylic ester hydrolase activity
Source: RefSeq, a predicted model, not a curated record
CGUCUGUUUCAUGACUCUCGUCUGUCGUAAAGCCUGAGCUGUCACCCACGACCACGAUGAGGCUGCUGCCGGUUGUUGUCACCGUGUUGCUCACUCUGGCGGCCGCUUACUACAUCUACAUCCCGCUGCCCGAUGCCAUCCAGGAGCCGUGGAAGUUGAUGCUGCUGGAUGCGGGGUUCCGUGCAACUAUGAAAGUGGCUGUUGUGACCCAGUGGCUGGGGCUGGGACAUUUCAUCGAGGCGAUCAGGAGCUCCACAGAGAACAUGGAAAAUCUGGGGGAGGUGCUGGUGGGGUCUGAGUCCGGCUGGGGGGUCAAGCCUGGGGUGAGGGUCAGCGACACCACCUUCGAUGGCGUCCCGGUGCGCGUUUAUGAGCCCCCAGCCGGAGGGGAGGGGCAUCUGAGGAGAGCCGUGAUGUUUUUCCACGGCGGAGGCUGGGCCCUGGGCAGUGCCAAGAAGGGGUCAUACGAUGCCAUCACCCAGUUGAUGUCCGAUGAGCUUGACGCCGUGGUGGUCUCUGUUGAGUAUCGCAUGUACCCAGAGGUGCUUUUUCCUCAGCCGUAUCUGGACUGCCUCUCUGCCGCUAAACACUUCCUGUCCCAAGAGGUUUUGGUUCGGUACUCGGUGGACCCCGAGCGCGUGGCCGUGUCAGGGGACAGCGCCGGGGGAAACCUGGCUGCCGCCAUCGCACAACAGAUUUCCACAGAUGAUAGCAUGAGCAGGAAAUUCAGCGUCCAGGCACUGAUCUACCCAGUCCUCCAGGCUCUGGACUUCAACACUCCUUCUUAUGAGCAAAACCAAGGCGUGCCCAUCCUGUACCGGACCCUCAUGAUCCAGUUCUGGCUCCAGUACCUUGGUGCUGAUCCGUCCCUGCUGCCUCAGCUGCUAGCCAACAACCACAGCUCCUUACACCAGUCAGCCAUCACCCCCGAGCUGCGGGCACGGGUAGAUUGGACUGUCCUUCUGCCACCAAAAUACAAGAAGAACCACAAACCUGUCGUCGUGGAAACGGGAUUGGAGGGCCUCGUCAAAGAGGUGCCGGGGCUGCUGGACGUGCGAGCGGCGCCGCUGCUGGCGGGGCCGGAGAUCUUGGCUAAAUGCCCGCGAGCGUACAUCCUGACCUGCGAGUAUGAUGUUUUGAGGGAUGAUGGUUUCAUGUACGCGCGGCGCUUACAGGACGCGGGUGUCACAGUCACCAGCGAUCACUAUGACGACGGGUUCCACGGAUGCCUUAGUUUCUCAUUCUGGCCGACACACUUCGAUGUAGGGAAGAGGGCGCUCAGGGGUUACUUCAGCUGGCUGCAGAAGAACUUGUAAGGGUGUGUGUGUCUAUGUGCAUGUGUGUGUGUGUGUGUGCACAUGUUGAUGUGUAAGUGAAAGUGUGUGCAUGUUUGUGGGCAAAUGCAUGCACUGUAUGAGUGUGUUUCCAUGGGUGCACUGGCAUAAAUGCCCAAGCCUUGGCUUUGUGAAUCACUGACAAGCUGAGGGCUUUUGCAGCUGCUCUUUGUUUUUAAUGUAAGAUCAGAAACUAAGCUCAGGUACAUAUCGGCAUAUGUACCUGGAGAUACAUGGAGGCCCUCUGGGUACAUGUGGGGGUUUACAUGUAAGGUAGGAGAAGACUGUCUUUGUGCCUAUAAGCCUCACAAAGUUCAAAUCAGUUUUUUACAGUUACACUCUGCUAACAAUGGAGAUGAACUAGUUCAAAUCAGCAUGGCAAAGAUAAUGACCAACUAACAUAAAUACAAAUUAGAUUAAAGUAAAAUUUGGCUCAUCUCAUUUAGAACUACGUAAAGGAACUGAGCGAACAUAGUUUUCAGUUAUUUCCACUGCUUCUCUGUGUGUAUCCAAAGGAACGCUGAUCUGGCAUCACUUGUCAGAAAUCUGUAAUGUGUUCUAAUUAAUAAAUUCACAUUGAUAUCCAUGUGUAUAGUAUGGUCAAACUCUAGGACAGACACAUUUGCUCUGGCUUCAUAUUAAAUGGGAACUGUUGAAAUCAUCAUGGCGUCACAACUGGCCAAUGUACCACUAGCGUCUGUUCAAGACAAAUCUGUUACACUAUAAUCCAGUUUAAUCAGCCACAGGCAUUCCAGUUGUAAUCUCAGAACAUAGCAUUUUGGCGAGCUGAGUGAAAUACCCAGUGCCGGCAGCAGGCGUAAAAAUUUUUUCAACCUGCUGUUACAUCAAUGCACUUACACACAUUAAUCCAUGCUGUUUUAUUUUUAAAAUUCUUCACUUCAGGUUUAUAAUGUAACAGAUUAGGUGUCAGAUCAGCGCUCCUGUUUUGCAGCACUUGACUCAUUGUGGCUCUCAGCACAGGCACUUGUACCGUUGAGCUCUUUCGUUUGCACUGUUGGAUAAGUCCAGCUGCUUCUGUGAUCAUUCCACUAGGAGGCGCCACAUCUGCUCUCCUCUGAUUCACAUCCACACCCUAGAGACAGUAGCGUUGUAAAACAGGGGCCCAGGCAUUUCUCAAAAACCCUCUUUUACCAAGGGAGACCCAGUUUUCCCUCAGUGUAUUAUUUGAAACUGAAAACAACUCCAUGUUCUCUCAACAUAAAAAGAAAAAUUAUUUCUGUACUUCUGUUGCAUAAAAAAACUGUAGGCUAUCAUCUGACAGCACAUGCUCAGUAAAUAAUAUCUGAAAUGGUGUUUAUGGUCACGCCGCCUCCAAAGAUAUCAGCAUUAGUGUUGGUAUGAACAACAAAACCCACAUGCAUGCAGCAUACACAAUCCUAUGUUGCCACAACAUAAAAGGAAGAAGAAUGGUAUAUUAACAAAAAUGCACAAUCUGAUUGUGUGCGUUUAGGACAUAAUAUCUGAAAUGGUGUUGGAAAGUGGUCUUUGUAAGUAUGUACACUGUUUUACCUGUUACAAAUACAAGUAAAGCUUUUACACAGUGCAGCCCAUGAGACAGCAGUGUUUCAGCAGCAGAGGAUGAAGGCAGUCACAGGACAGUAUUUGAAACACAAAUACAGUUCAUUUACAGUAUUUACAUCACCACUACCAUUUUUCUCAGUAACAAAUGUUUCUUUGGAAAUACAAUGUGACCCGGUUCUCUGUUUGGAUCUAUGUAUAUUCUCCAUAUGUGAUUUCUUUGGUUUGUUAUGAAAGGCACUGUAAGUUUCAUGCACUUGUCAUUGGCCAUGUUAUCAUCUCAGCUACUGUUACCAGUACCUGCUGUUAAUGUUCAAAGAUGUCAUGGGUCGUUUCACAAUGUCCACAGACGAUGACACCCUCCUAAAGUUUUGUGUUUUUAAAGGUUUUAGACAUGUCAUCUGAGGUGCAGAAAUGUUGAGGUAUUUUUUAACCUGUUUUUGAAUUUAAAUCCGGCAGGGGUCCAUGUAUUGAAGUCCAUUCAAAACGUUUGUGUUUUAUGUGAGGCGCAGUUCUCCUCUUAAUAAAACUUGAGUUUUUCAUUCCGCCCACCGAUCUGAUGUAUCAAGCAACCUGUGAAGGAUCGCAAUAAAAACCAUAAUGUCAAA